Alternaria novae-zelandiae is the source of this 4641-nucleotide messenger RNA. RefSeq lists its product as uncharacterized. Lineage: Eukaryota; Fungi; Ascomycota; Dothideomycetes; Pleosporales; Pleosporaceae. The record is from RefSeq and is a predicted model, not a curated record. The transcript is spliced from 3 exons. The coding region runs from base 1 to 4641 and encodes 1546 amino acids.
AUGCAAAAUUUGUCGCGUUCCGUAUCGUCCAUGACAGACAGCUUCAUGCUAGAACACUGGGGUCCCUCUUCUUCAAAGUCUACGCGACCUGAACACGAUGGCAGAGACAGCGCAGAGGCCCCACCCAAGGGCGAGGACGCGCCUAGUGUUAUAUCAAACUGGGCGCAUCUUUCCUACAUCAAAACCCAGCGUAAUACGCUCCGCGCUGAACUCAAGGCUCACCAGGUCGCAGGGGCUGAAGCGAAGCGGUCGGUGUCAUCACUGCGGCGUCUUGCUUUUCGCAUGGCCGUGAAUAUAUCGGUCAAGGAGAAGCAGAUUGCAACUACUGCAAGGAACUUGGCCAAGAGCCGGACAGCCCAUUAUGUGGAGGGCAAGGAUGCACAGAAGAGAGUGGAGGAGUUGAAGAGGGCGCUGCGGGUUGAAGAAGGCAGGAACAAGGAGAUUCUUGAGGCACUGGAGCGGGCCUCUAUGCUGACACUUCAGUAUCUCGAGCUGACUCCUCGACUGUCAAGCCCUUCCGAGAUACGCACCUCCGACAGCCGUCUUAUACGAGCGAAACGCGAGUCAGAUCAGGCUCUUGCUGCUUGUCGAAGCCGCAUAGAGCAACUACAACGUGAAUGUGCAGCGACCAAGGAAGACAGAAGGCUUCUGGAAGCCACCCGAGAAGGUCUGGAGCAGGAGAUCCACAGUCACCAGUCUCGGAUUGCUGCUCUAGAACGCUCGAGAUCUACAGUACAAGAGACGCUGGAGUCGACUAAGGCGCAGUUGACCAUCACAUCAGGUGCCGAGGAGACGCUGAAGCAGGAGCUGAAGGCCAAAUGUGAUGAGAUCGCAGAAUGGGAGCAGAAGAAUGGCAGCAUGCAUCAUACGAUCGAAGCGCUGCAGAAAGAGAAGGUUGAUCUAAGCAGUCGUCUGGGCGAACGAAACGCCGAGACUAGGGAGCUCGAGAUCCGCACAGCCACUCUAGAGGAAACUUUACACUCUUUACGAAACAAAGUCGAGACGGCUGACCGCUACGAAUCAUCGCUACAGGACCGCCUUGCCGACAAGGAGAGUACAUGCCAGGAUCUGCAAAAGCGACUUGACCGCGGGCAGGAGCUUGUCGCACGUUUAGAGCAGAAGAUCACCGGCUACGAAAAGGAUGCGACUGAACAUCUGCGGAAGAUUGAGAUCGGUGGGAGUGUCAUCUCUACGCUGCGUGAGCAACUACAAGAGUCGCAGUUGUCAAGCAAGAACACUGGAGACGCCCUGACAGCUUUGAAAGAGGAGCUAAAGCAGCUCAAGACUAAGUUGGAGGCUGCGGGCGAUGCGAGCCGAGCGCUGUCAACAGAGCUUGAGACGACCCGGGCCGAGAAAGCCAACACCCAGAAGGAGUUACACACUGCCCAAGAGAGCCUUGAGCUCGAGGUCAAAUCGAAGACCGACCUUCAAGCGGAGCUGGAAACUCUACGCACCUCUCACGACGCCAUUGAGGAAAACUUGCAACAAGCUCAACAGCGCAACCAGUCUUUGGAGGCGGUCGAUGCCAGGAGUCAGGCACAGCUAGAAACACUUCGUGAUGAGAAGGCGGCACUCGAAGCCGAUCUCAAAGACUCCCGACAGCUGUUGUUUAGACUACGCGAGGAUGUACGGAUGAGAGACGCCGAGCUUUCCGACCUGCAGUCUGUCAAAUCGAAGCUUGAAAAGAAGCUCCAAGUAUCAGAAGAACGCGUGUCGAACCUGGAGCAGGAGCUGCAACAAGUACAAGAGUCGAAGCAAGCUGCCGAUGAGCAGCAUGCGCAAGAGGUCCAGAAGAACGCCGAGCACCUUCGCGAACUGGAGGCAUCCAUGGUCAGCCUCCGAACUGUGCUUGACUCAUCAGAGAAGCUGGAGGCGUCGUUGCGUCAGGAGCUAGAUCGCGCGCGGACAUCCAAGGAUGCUGUUGAGAACGAGCUCGGACAGGCACUUCGAUCAAAGACAGAUCUUGAGAGUCAGGUCGAGCACAUCCAAUCACGACUCACAUGGACUGAAGGCGAUCGUGACAGCUUGCAGACCAAGAUUACCCAACUUGAGAACGACUUGCAUACUAGCUCACAGGCUAAGAGUGGCCUUGAUGCGCGACUCUCUGCUACGACCAAUGAGAGUGACUCGCUCAAGGUUCGUAUCUCGGAACUGGAGGCUGCGCUCAAAACCAACACCGAGGCAAGAACGAACGCCGAAAGAGCAUUGUCGAUUGCACAGGUGGAUGGCGAGACAUCUACCAAAGACUUGGCGGAUCUUCGUGAGAAGCUCGAGCAAGUUGAAGCUGCCAGGAAUAGUGUGCAACAGGAGCUUAACCACGCGACUCACUCGAACACGGAUCUCGAGACCCAGCUUAAUGCAGCGAAGGAUCGCUUGACUAAGGCGGAAGAAGCGUUAUCAGCAGCACAGCUCGAUAGCGAAGCUUCUAGCAAGGGCCUCGUGAAUGUUCGUGGGCAGCUCGAAGAGGUAGAAGCAGCUAGAAAGGGUUUGCAACAGGAGCUCAACGUUGUGAUCGGCUCCAACAAGAACCUGGAGACUCAGCUCAGCGCCGCGAAGAAUCGCUUGAUCAAGGCAGAAUCUGAGGCUCAGGACGUACGCUCGCAACUCUCAAAGUUGCAAGAUGAGAUCGCGGAACUUCAUCGAUCGAAACAGCAACUCGAGGAACACCUGCUGGCCCACAAUGCAUCCCACGAAAAGCUCGAUGAGGAUCUACUGCUUACUCAGUCUCAACUGAAGGAGGUGCAAUCCCAGAUCCCGCAUCUUGAGGCGCGACUAGCUUCCAGCGAAGAGGAGCUCGAAGCUAUGUGCCGAGCUAAGGCCGUCACUGAGAAGCGGCUCGAAGAAACGCAGGUUGCCAACGCUAGCUUGGAGAAGGAGCUUGAUAUUGCGCGAAAGGAUAACGAGGAGAUCAAGAGUCGACUUGAUAGCACCACCACCACCAACGCGCAAUUGGAGAAGGAUCUUACUACGGAUCGUUCCAGGAUGGAAGAGUCGGACGCACAAAAUACCGAACUAACGUCCAAGUUAGCCGAUGUAGAGAAGGAGCUCGACAGCCUCCGACAAUUGAAGGAUGAUGUCGAAAAGAAGUUGGAUGAAGCGUUGGCUAUCUCAGCAAGCACGGAAGAAAGUCUCUCUUCGACUCGGACUCGGCUGAACGAGGUUGAAUCGCAGAACGCCUCCAUCUCUGCGGAGCUUACCAGAACGAACGAAGAGUUGAAUGCUCUUCAACACACGAAGACCGAGCUGGAGAGCAAGGCAGGUAGCGCUGAACAGCAAGUGGGUUCUCUUCAGGACGAGACAACGAAUUUACGCUCACGCAUAGCCGAACUGGAAUCAGACAGCACUGACUUGGUUUUUAAGCUGUCGGCCAGCAGCAAAGAGUUGGAUGAACUCAGAUCAGUUCACACAAAGCAUGAGGAGUCUUCUCGAUCCGCUUCAGAUCGCAAUAUUGCGCUUGAGGCCGAAUUCCGCGCUGCUCAGAUGCGGCUGGACAUUGCUGAGUCGGAAAGCCUGGAAAUGCUCAACGAUCUCAUUGCUGCCAACGAGGAACUCGGAUCUCUUCGCGAGUCGAACGCCACACUUGGCACUUCUGAGAAAGAACUGUUCGCCCGUCUUACCUCAGCGGAGGAGGAGCUCGAGACCGCACGUGAGAAGAACGCAAAACUGGAAGCUUUCCUUGAGCGUGUGGAAGCCGACAUGGCUGAUGCUCACUCCGCCGUUGAGGAUACCGAGAGGCGCUACCACGAAUUUGUGGAAGAGUCGCAAGCGAAACUGGAUGCCGCCAAGGAGUCGAAGCAAAGGUACAAACGCCGACUUUCGGAGAGGAACAACGAGCUUGAGAUCCUCAUCAAUGAGAACUCAGACCUUCAUCAGCAGAUCGGCGACCAGACACGGGAGCUAGGUGCGCUUAAGAAGGGCAAAGGCAAGCUGGUCGAAGAGCUAUCAAAGAAGGAGAAGUACAUCGAUGAACUCGGAUCUUCUACUGAUAGCAGGAUAAGAUCAAUGAACUCGGCAUAUGACGGCCUCAAGAGGAAGUUUGAGGAGCAGCAGCAACAGCAUCGAGAGCUAGACGGCAAUCACGAUAACGCUGUUCGUCUAGAGGCCGAACUGGAGAGGAAGAUGACUGAGAUUGAAGAGAUGCGACAUCAUCAAGAUGAGUAUGCUGCAUCAUUUACUGCGCUCGAGCAGGAAGUAAAGGCUCUGCGAGACGACAAGCGAGCUUUCGAGACAUUGAUUGCGACACUGCAAGAUAAGAUCAGACACCUGGAAGCCCUGGAGCAGUGGGAUGAACCGAAAGAGAACAAGGAGUCGAGCGAACUCCAUCGCACUUCCUCGCCCCGCCACAUCACCAUCCACGACGGCCCUUACGAUACUGCUCCUUCGAGCCCCAUCUCGUCUCACACAAGAAGCUCGAUUGGACAUAUGAGUGUGCAACAUGAGAGGCCGCAGACUAGCGCGAGUACCGUCUCUCACGAGGGCGAUCCCGAAUCCUGGGGUCUGCGGAUAGAAAAGAUACGUAUGCAACGCGACGACGCAGCCAUUCAACUCAAAGGCAUGAGGAAAUCGCGGCACAACCUCAAGAAGACUCUGCGGGACACAGACGCGCAACUCCACCGGUUGGAGAAGGAGACGAAGACGUAA